Messenger RNA from Saprolegnia parasitica CBS 223.65, 399 nucleotides. RefSeq lists its product as hypothetical. Gene Ontology annotation, molecular function: protein binding. NCBI's taxonomy places the organism in Eukaryota, Oomycota, Saprolegniomycetes, Saprolegniales, Saprolegniaceae. The coding region runs from base 1 to 399 and encodes 132 amino acids. The transcript has 3 exons. The record is from RefSeq and is a predicted model, not a curated record.
AUGGUGCCGCCGCCACCGGCGAUGCAGCCGCCUCCGCCGAUCGAGGAGCCCGCAGCAAAGCGCCAGCGUGUCGACGGCGUCAUCCUCAUGCCCGAGAACGAGUUUGCCGAGGCAUACCCGGCGCCGAUUCGCCUCCACGUGCAAGUCGCGAAUGAGCCCGAGAACCCGAAUGGCUGGUCCCUCCACGGCCAAGUGCUCACGCUUGAGGUCGACAUUCGCGCCAGCGUGCGCGAGCUCAAGCAGUUUGUCUUUGAGCACACCAAGAUGCCAAUUGCCAAGCAGCAGGUCAAGGCGCCGAUCGUCGGCUUCCUCAAGGACUCGCUCAGCUUUGCCCACUACAACAUGUACACGGACCUCGUCCUCGAGCUCAGCGCGCGGCAGCGUGGCGGGCGUCGCUAA